UAAGCAUAAGUUGAACGAAAAGUAGUGCCGGUGGAAUUAGGCGUAUUUAUUGAUAGUUAUUGCGAAAAAAAUGUUGAAUUGUUGUGAGAAAUGUUAAAACUAAAUAGAGUUGUGUACGGGAUUUGAGGUGGUGAUGAGUAUGUGUUAGAAAAGUAGUAAUUGAGAGAUAAUAUGUCGGCGUAGUAAUGGGAGGUUUACCCAUAACCUCGUUUCGUGUUAUUGGAGUAGAUACGGAAUUAAGUUGUGUGUCAGAUGUGUCCAUCAUUUAUGAUUAUUGAAAAAGUUUGGUGGCGUUAUUUAUUUACGGAGUAUAACUAGUGUCGAAGUGAUUUGUCUAGUAUGUGUUUGGAAGGACGAAGUAGUAAAUUGGACACCCAAAAUGAUGGAAAGCAUCGGUUUGUGACUAUAACGGCGGGGUGUUGGCAACGAUCGGCGGUGUUAGAUCGCAGCCGUUUUUCUUAACAUGGCUGCAACGCAGGCCGAAAACCAAGAAAAUGACGUGAACAGUGAUAAAGUGCAGCAGUCGGAUCAACAGCUUCAUAACGUGCGGAAUUCCUUAUUACAAAAUGGGACCGAUAAGAGUGGUGUACGCGGUGGUGGCGGUGUAGUGCACACAAAGGCCAAAAGCACCGGCGGCAAAAACGAAAUGAGUACCCAAUAUCGACAGCAGGACGGCGGUGGGGUCGGGGCCGGUGCCGGUGCCGGGACCGCGACGGCGACUCCUGUCCCGACGGGCACAUCGCCGCUGCCGUUGCCGCUACCGUUGCCGGUGCCCCAGCAAAACAUUCAGGGGGUGCCCCCUACGUCUUCGUCGCAGGCGCCGUCUCCGGCCACGGCCGGCCCGCCCGCCUCGCAGCAAUCGCCGCACGAGCCGCCGUCGAUAGGGGGCCCACCGGCCGGCGGCUCCUCUGCGAACGCGCCCGCUCCCGCCGCUCCGUCGGCCACUACCGAUCCGGACUCCUCUUCGUCCGGUGGAGCGGGAGCCGCGGCGUCCUCGCACACGGGCGCGACGGCGGCCUCGUCCGCGUCCGCAUCCAUGGACUCGUCGAUGUAUCAUCCGGCGGCCGGCGCGGAGGCCCCGCAGCCCUCAGCGUCCGACGGCGGCCACGGCUACGGCGUGUUCCCGCCGUACGGUCGGGACGUGCACAACAGCGCGCCCCCGGGUGCCCAGAGCGCCCAGCAACAAGAAGGACCUGGAAGUGGAGGAGUCGGUGGCGGAGGUGCUAGUUCCGGAAGCGGUGUCGGUGUCAGUGGAGUGCACGCCUUCGGUCCGCGGCAAACGUUCGCCGGACCGCCGGGACCCAAGCAAAUGCCACGUUUCGUGACGGGACAACCGACCGGACCGACUCCCACACUCAAUGAACUGCUCCAAAGGAACAACAACCCCUACAUGUGCGGUACUAACAAUUACGACCAAUACAAAUGUUGGCCACCACAGAAACCCUAUCCAGGACCGGGGGGACCGUCUCCGGGAUCGGGACCACCUCCAUCCCCCUACAGGACGCAAUCAGCGCUGUCGCCGGCGUACGGGGGCGGAUCGGCCCCAAGUCCGGGCUACGGCGAGAGCAGAACGGGAUGGGCAGGCGGUCCACCAGGUCCCGGCCAACACGGGCCGGGCAGUCCGGGACAGGCGGGCGGCGGUGGCGGUGGCGGCGGCCCGGCACCGGUCAGCCAACCGUCGCCGCAGCCGUCGCAACCGCCAAGCCAUUCGCCCGGUCCCGGGCCGGGGAUGCCGCCCAGUCCGCAGCACCAGUCGCAUCAGGCGUUCCCGAACAGGCCGCCGCCGCCGACCACACCGAACGCCCAUGGGCCAGACGCCGCGGAUUUAAGCGGAGGAAAUAGCAAUGACAGUUCAGGAGGUCCAGCUCCUGGCACACCUAAUUCUCAAGGUAUGAGGCCAACACCAUCUCCAACGGGUUCAACUGGUUCGAGAUCGAUGUCACCAGCAGUGGGACAAAACAUUUCCAUUCCACCGCGUCCGUCGAGCGGUCAGUCCGAUGGGAGCGGACCUACGCGCUUGAGUCAUUCCCCAAUGGGAACGCAACCCUCCUAUCAGCCAUCUCAUCCCUCUCAUCCCGCUCAUCCCGCACACCCAGGUCAUCCGGGCCAUCCGGCGCACCCAUCUCACCCGUCCCAUCCGUCCCACCCGCACUACAAAGGCCACGGUGGGAUGGUGGGCGCGGGCCAGCAGAUGCCGCCCUAUCAGACGAACCAAUACGGUCAGGGCGGCUAUCCCGCGCGGCCGCCCUCCAACGUCCAGUACCCGGGCGGUCCGGGCCAGGGUUACGGUCCCCUGGCCGGGCAACAACAGCCGCCCUCCGCCAACAACAUGGCCCAGUCGCAAUUCCCAAGCCGCUCCGGCUCGAACCACAUACCGAACUCGUUCACGCCUUAUCAGCAGCAGCCGUGGCCGCCGGUCUCCGUGUCCCAAGCCCCCUCGAAGGGCAACGGCCCGAAUCCGCCACUGCAGGGGCAGCCGCAGGCGCCCGGCUCGCAGUCACCCGGUCCCGGCCAAGGCCCUGGCCAGGGUCCCGGUCCGGUGCCGGGCGGCGGUCCCGGCUCCUCGCCGAGACAGCCCCACUACCUCAAGCACCACUUGCAGCACAAAAUGGGGUUCGGCGGUGUGGGCGGCGUGGCCGGUUCGUCGGCGCCGCCCAGUCCCGGUCCACCGCAAAAUUACCACAUGGGUCCGCCGCCCGCCGGCCACCACCAUUCGGGCAUGGGUCCGCCACCGUCGAUGGGGCCGCCGCCCAACAUGCCGCCGGCCAGCAGUCCCCUAUUACCAAACAACCAUCCGCACGACGGUUCAGGACCAAUGCCGCCUCCCAGUUCCACCUCGAAUUCCCAUUCUCAAUUGGGUGGCGACAUGAUGGACAACGGUAUAACCACUACCGCUCAAGCCAAUCUAAAUACUCACGUCACUGCGGCCUCCAGUGGUUCAGUUACUUCCGUUGUUACCACAGGACCUGACGGAACGCCAAUCGAUGAAGGUUCCCAACAGUCGACGCUAUCUAAUGCUUCAGCCGCUUCAGGUGAAGAUCCGCAAUGUACAACGCCGAAGGCGUCCCGUAACAAAAACGACAUGGGACACUACAGCCAUCCAACAACACCGCAAAGCACGGUGCCGUCUCCGGGGGCAGCUAGUAUUACCUCCAUGCACGAGGACUUCGGAGACAUCAACAGUCCCGCCAGUUGGCCGCGGACACCCGCCAGUCCGGUGUUUAACAGUCAUGUGCCCUCAACGGAUACCUACCGCUCAAAGAAAACCGACAGUUUGAGCAAAUUAUACGAGAUGGACGAAAGCCCCGACAGAAGGGCUUGGCUAGAUAAAUUGUUGGCUUAUAUGGAAGACAGGAGAACUCCGAUAACCACAUGCCCCACCAUAUCUAAAAAUCCGCUAGACCUGUUCCGCCUGUACAUGUACGUCAAAGACAGGGGUGGCUUCAUGGAGGUCACGAAAAACAAGACGUGGAAGGACAUCGCCGGCAUGCUGGGAAUAGGUGCGUCAUCCAGCGCCGCGUACACGCUCAGGAAACACUACACGAAAAAUCUGCUGGCCUACGAGUGCCAGUUCGACAGGGGCGGCAUAGAUCCCCAGCCGAUAAUCAAUCAGGUGGAGGCGACUUCCAAGAAGAAGGGAGCCAAAGCCACGUCGGUUCCCUCGCCCGGUUCCUCGAACUCGCAAGAUUCAUUUCCUCCGCCAGGCUCUGGUGGAGCGUCCAUGGACGGGUAUCCACCCUACGGCUAUCAGCCCGGUAAUAAUCCCGAUUAUCCGCCGCAAAGACCCUCCUCCCAGUCGGCACCGUCUCCACACGGAGGUUCAGGAGGGGCAAAUCAUUUAAACAGUCAGACAGCGGGGUCAGGCCCUGGCGGUCCGAGCCCUGCGGGCGGGGCCGGCGACAACAACGUAAACGUAUCGAAUCCCUUUGACGAUGUGUCCUCGAGUCCGUCAGCACGCACGGGCCCCUUUCCCCCCUAUCCCACGGGCAAUAAUCCGCCGAGGCCGCCCGCCCAGAAUUACGGAGGGGCAGCGGCAGGCCAGCCCGGAUACCAACCGUAUCCGGGUCCGGGGCCGGGCGGACCCGCGCCUCCCGACCACUACUCACCGUACUCCACUAAUUCGGCUUAUCCGGCUGCUGUUAGACCAGUCUAUCCUCCAUAUUCAGGUGACAGUGGAGCCGCGCCGCCCCCGCCGAACUCGACACAAGCGCCGCAGGGACAAACCGGCACGGCCACGCCGCAGGACCAUUACAACCGCUACAACCAGCAGCCACCAGGUUCCGGUGGGUACGCGCCGCCACCGCCACGUCCCAACUACUCGUCCGGUCCUGGUCCCGGUCCCGGUCCAGGUCCCGGUCCUGGUCCGGCCAACGCUGGACCGCCGCCGGCGUCUCAGUCACCGGCCGCACCUGGCGGCCCUCCGGGAGCUCCCUACUCCGACUACUACCGACAAAAUUGUCCUCCUGAUCAGGCGCAAUCGGGCGGACCGUAUCCAGGAGGACCGGGCACUCCGACUAAAACUAUGCCACCACCCGGCCCGCAAGCACCGCGGCGUCAUCCCGACUUCAAUAAAGAACCACAAUAUCAACCUUAUGGACAACCGAGGACUCCGCAUAAUAUGUAUGGUUGGGCCAACAACACCACGUACAGAGGUGGCGCCCAUUAUAACAGUGGACCGGGCGGACCGGGAGGACCGGGCGGCCAGCAGCCACAAUGGAAUCCGGGAGGAAGACCUCCGGUAGGCACGUGGGGCCAACAAGGAGCCGGCGGCGGCUACCAAGGGGCACAGAGUCCAGGACAAUGGCAAUCGGGCGGCGUAGGUGUCGGUCAGAACGCCAACAUGCGCCCAAUACGCAAACCGUUCCCGCCUUUAAUGCAACCCGGCGGCGUCGGUAAAGCCGGCUCACCCGGACAAACUCCGGGAGGAGCGGGCGGCGGCAACUCCUACUCCCACAACCAGUUGCCGAAACGCGAAAUCACUUUCCCACCGGACAGUGUGGAGGCCACGCAUCCGGUGAUGUACCGGCGUAAGAGGCUUUGUCGGGCCGAUCUCGGUCCGGUGGACGCCUGGAGGCUCAUCAUGUGCCUGAGGUCGGGACUCCUUUCCGAAAGCACUUACGCACUGGACAUGCUCAACAUUUUACUCUACGAUGACUCCUCAGUUGGAUAUUUCGGCUUGAACCAAUGGCCCGGAUUGCUGGACUUGUUGCUGGAACACUUCAGAAAGUCACUGUACGACAUGUUCGAGGACCCCUUCCACAAAGAGGAACCCGACGAUAAGCACAUCGAUCUGGGCGCCGUCGUAAGACCCAUCGAUCCAAAUUCGAAAACGGUACUUCUCAAUAAUACCACGAAUUACUCGUUUGUGUCGCGUAAGGGCCACCCCGUCAAAAUGGUGGAGAGAAACGAUGAUAUCUUUGUCGAAGAUAACGUGAAAGAUUGGGACUUGCGGGGUGACGUGAAUCGUGCUAACACGUUAGCAGAAAUACCCACCGAUCCUUGGCACACGACAGCCGAUCACAUUUUGCCCACGUUCCAAGCCGAAUUCGGCAACAUUCCCUUUCACAUGCGGCUAGAAGACAAGAAGAAGGUGAAAAAGGAACAGCACGUGACCGAGGACGAGAAUGAUAAUUUGAGUUUGCACGAUGGAACAGGUAAACUGCGAAAAUGUCCGUUGGACGAGGCCCCGCCACACCCAAACAGUGAACGGGAUUGGAAACGUAGGACAAAGACACUAAGUGAUGUGAUAUCUCGAAUAAAGAAAGACUCUUCCGAUGCUAAUGAUGUAAACGCAUUGAAGCCGGCGCAGACAGAUAACGUAAAGACUGAAAUCGAUGGUGUGAGUGACGAUACGAACACGAACUGUAAACAGGAGCAGGAAGAACAGCAGCAGCAGCAGCAGCAAACCAGUGUAGAUCUGAACAGUAGUGUGAAUGAAAAUGGGAACGAAGGGAAUGGUGGCGGCAAUGGGGAACUGUGCGGUCCGAGUGUUCGUGAUCCGGCCGGUACGCUGAAACGACGCAGGAUCUCUGAUUAUGAGGACGAGGCUUACACCAGAGACGAGGCCAGUCUUGUACUGCUCACCGAAAGCCAAGACAAUGUCGGCAAGAGGUGCGUCUGCAUGUCCAACAUCCUCAGAAGCCUCACCUUUAUACCCGGUAACGAGAACGAGUUCGCUCGUAGCAAAAUCUUCCUGGCUCUCAUUGGCAAAUUGCUUCUGCUUCAUCAUGAACAUCCGCCGAGGACGCAGAAGACCAGAAAUUACGACCGAGAGAGUAUUAUUUUUCAGGAGGAUGCAGAUUUCGCUGAUUCUUGCAGCAGUCUUCAAGGAGAAAGUGAAUGGUGGUGGGAUUUCCUAGUUCAAAUAAGGGAGAACAUUCUGGUAUCAGUUUCGAACAUAGCGGGUCAAAUCGACAUCUCAGUAUUUUCGGAGGAGGUGGCCAGGCCGCUUCUAGACGGGCUACUACAUUGGGCAAUAUGCCCGUCGGCGACAGGUCAGGACCCGUUCGCGUCGGUGGGCCCGUCGUCCCUGUUAUCGCCGCAACGGCUGGCCCUCGAAGCACUUUGUAAAUUAUGCGUGACCAACAGCAACGUGGACUUGGUGAUUGCGACGCCGCCCUUCUCGCGUCUCGAACGACUCUGCGCCGUAUUGACGAAACACCUAUGCAGGUCAGAGGAUCAGGUGCUGCGGGAGUUCUCCAUUAAUUUGUUGCACUACUUGGCCGGCGCAGACACGAGCAUGGCAAGGGUGGUGGCAUCGCAGACGCCUUGCGUCUCACUCCUAGUCGCCUUCAUCGAACAGGCGGAACAGAGUGCCCUGGGCGUCGCCAAUCAACACGGCAUCAGCGCCCUACGCGAGAAUCCCGACUCGAUGGGUACCAGUUUGGACAUGUUGAGACGAGCUGCCACCACGCUGGUGUUUUUGGCCCGUCAUCCGGACAACAAGGCGUUGAUGGUGCAACAGGAAUCGAGGCUGCUCGCCCUCGUUAUGAGCCAGAUAUUAGACCAACAAGUGGCGCUUUUGCUCUCGAAAGUGCUCUAUCAAAUAUCUCGCAGCUAAAACUUUCCAAGGGGCCUUGUUCUUGAUGCUGUAUGAGUAUGCUGACCGCUCAGUCUGUCUGCUGCCUGUCUGUCUGUGUAAUGUAUAGACAUAUAUAUUAAGAUAAUAACAUAAUGAAAAUGAUGCUGUUGAAGAUAAUGUAUAGUGUGAAUUCCCGAACUUGUACCACAAAAAAUGACAGUGUGUGUGUGAGAGUGGUAAGAAACAAAUGUGACUAGUGACUAAUGAUUUUUGACUAGUGACUACACUGGUAAAUGAUAAUGACUAGAGAUGAGAUGAGGCCAGAUCUGCAGAUCUCCCAUAGCUAAUCAAUUCACAUAGUGUAAUCCUUUAAUUGUACCAUUUUGUAAAUUAAGCAACAUACGUCUUUCUGGAAAAUGUUAAACAUACAUCCAUGUUACUUAUGUAUUUAUUAUUAUUAUUUCAUGAUAUGAAUGAGUACGGUAGUACUGUAGCUCUCAAGUUGCUCUGAACAGAACAGUGCAGAUGCAGAUGCGAAACGAUGCUAUCAGUAUCAAAUAAGAAAUUCAUCCGAACAAAAACAAGACACCUUUUUACCUAAAUCCUCUCCCAUACACACACAAAAACACACCCACCAUCUAAUAUCCCUUCUUUCCCAGGCUCCUUCAGUUUUACUGUUCAUUUUCCUGCACACUCACAUCUCUUAUUUCAUGUUUGGUAUUACUGUGCGAAUGCUUUAUACAUGUCUGAUAAUGAAUUAAUUAAAUAAAUGUACAAAGGAAGUACCGAAAAAUGGUGUUUUUAUACAACUUUUAAUUUUCUAUGUAUAUUUAGAAAUGUUUUAUACAUCCCAUUUUAGCUGUUACUCUGUUACUUGAACAAGUAUGGACUGUAUUCACUAUCACUAGGGGCGUCUUAAACUUGGAUAACUACGUCCAAACGUAUUAUACCAAUUUUUCACGAUUAAUUAAAUCAUUCUUAUCCAUAACUAUUUUUAACUGUGCGGAAACUAACUAUUUUUACAAUUACAUUUUAUUCGUUUAUUGUGAAUGUUGUUUUAACAUUGUUUUAUUUUACAUUUUUUUAUAUACCUUUACUAGUUUGAUAAAAAUAGUUGGUUGGAUUGAUCAGUUGAAAUAAUCAUGGCUAUUUUUGAUUUAUCUUGUACAUAGACGCCAUUGACUGUAAAAUAAAAAAUAUAUAGAAGAGGCAGUCUUGAUCUUAGAACUCAAUUGUAGUUUAAAAUAUGUGGUGAUAUUUUUCUGGCUGUAGGUAUUAAUUCAUCUUAUGUAUGAUUGCAUAUUAUAAAUUGAGUAAAAUGCUAAAUACAUUGA
Messenger RNA from Aethina tumida (small hive beetle), 8355 nucleotides. Its product is annotated as trithorax group protein osa. Bases 464 to 7060 code for a protein of 2198 amino acids. Gene Ontology annotation, biological process: positive regulation of DNA-templated transcription; regulation of transcription by RNA polymerase II; chromatin remodeling. The transcript is spliced from 12 exons. Gene Ontology annotation, molecular function: nucleosome binding; DNA binding. NCBI's taxonomy places the organism in Eukaryota, Metazoa, Arthropoda, Insecta, Coleoptera, Nitidulidae. Gene Ontology annotation, cellular component: SWI/SNF complex; nBAF complex; brahma complex. The record is from RefSeq and is a predicted model, not a curated record.